AUGCCAACAGACACACAAAAAAGAAUAGAAGAACUUUUAACAGUAUUGAAAAAAGAUGGAGCUAAUGUCAUCGGAUCAGAUGGAAAACCACUGAGUCAAACUGUGAAAGAAUUAGAACAGGAGAUUAAUAAUUUAAAGAAAGAUAUUAAUGAUUUAAAAAAGAAUAGUAGCGGCAAAGCAGUUACGGUAGAAGAAUUUGAAAGAAGACUUGGCGGAAGUAAAAGUUUUGAUGAGCAAGGUGUAUAUAAGGGAGCUGCAUCUAAUCAGCAAUCUACACCGACUCCUCCUGUACCACCAAAGCCAGAAGAACCAAUAAUUCCUUCAGAACAACUAACUCCGGAACAAAAAGAUUUAUCGGUUGAGGAAGCUAAAAAAGUUUAUGCUAAUGGUUGGAGAAGUAUUACUAAUAAACAUAGUUCAGAAGGACAAACAACUGAAAAUAUUGACCAAAAAAUACAUCAAAAGGGUGAAAUAGAAAAAGCUCACAAUUUAUUAAAAAGAAUAAAAAAUGAAACUGACCUAUCUAAACUGCCGAAAGAUGGCGAGAUUGGGACUGGAGCUUACGACGAAGGAAAGGUUCCAAGCGGUAUAAACUAUGCUGAAAUUAGAAAAGAAAGAGAUAAUAAACUUAAAUCUUUAUUUAAAAUCGCUUUCGAAGGAGGAAAUACAAGCUUAGCAAAUAUUGAUGUUCUAGAAAUUAAGCAGUUUGAUGUUGAUAGUGAAAUCAAAAAAGCUGAUAGCCUAUUAAAUGAUAUUAGCAAGCAAACUUCUUUGCAUGACCUUACCCCCACUUAUAAGGAAGAGGAAAUUAAAGCCUUAAAGGAUAAAUUAUUGCCGCCUAAUAAAAAAUCUACUGAUAUUAUUAAUAAGAGAAAAGAAGUGAGAGAUGGGGAUAAAGGUAUUGAUUCUGAAUUAUUAUCCUUGGCUGAAACAGAGGAAAAAAAUGUUUGGGAUAUUCGAGAAUACGACCCUUUAACCCCCGAAAUAUUAAAUGAAUUCCUUAAUGCUUGUGAAGGGGUGGAAGCCAAAGUUGGAAAGGAAGAAAAUGGUAUUAAAGAUGGAGAUGACCUUAACCAAUACUUGAAAGACCAAGGAGCUUUUGAAAUGGAUACUGAAAUUAUUGCUAAAGAAGACCAGCUGCCCAAAGCUACUCGGGGAACUUAUGCAUUACCCGAAUACUACAAAAUGAAUAAUUAUAAUAAAGAUGAACCCGAUUUUUACCCUAAGAAUAAUAAUCCAAAAAAGUAUACUGAUAAAACUCUUGAAUACUUAAAAAAUAAGUAUUUUGAAAAUGGGGAUAUUUUCACCGAUGGUAAGUUUAAGUUAAAAGGGCAUUUGGCUAUUGGAACUGGUGUAGGUUGUGUAGUUCACCAAGAACCAGCUGGGGAUGGUUCUUAUGUAUCCCACGGUUCUUAUAAGGUAGAAAUGAAUAAGUUGGUUGAUGGCUUGUCUAUUAUGGAGCCAAAAUAUUUUAAUGCUUACAUGGCUGCUACUUUGUGUGAUACUUCGGUGCUUAAUAGUAGUAAGGGGGGUAAAAAUGUAACACCUGAACAAAAAGCUCAAUUUGAGGCUAAUGUAGCCAAAAUUAAGGAAUAUGUUGUUCCUAACGGCUCUUUGGUUGUUUUUGAUGAAGCCGACUUUGCCAUACCUGAAUAUCUGGAAAUGAUAAGAGAUACUAUUAUCUUAACUGAUGACAAUAAUAAUGCCAAGUUCAGAGUAUUAAAAAUGAGUGCUACUUUCAAAGGUAAAAAGUUCUCGAUUAAUUCUUCUUAUCCGAUUGAAAGUUAUUACACAUCAGGAUUUCAGUCAGGUACUCCUUUGAAGUUAGAGGAUAGGCUAGGUAAAGGUAAAACUUUGACAUUCUUAAAAAGUAUUGACAGUAAGCAAGUCCAAAAAGGAGUUACUAUUUUAAAGAAAGGAGCUGGGGAAAAAGAAACUGUUGACCCAAUAACUGGCAGGAAGGCAACUGGUAAUGGUGUUUGUCACGUUGUUUACGAUAGCACUUAUGAAGCAUUUAUGGAGGGAAUUUCUUUUGGGUUGCCAAAAGGAGCUAUAGGUAUUGGAGAUACAAGAUAUUAG
Molecule: messenger RNA, 2079 nt
Organism: Funneliformis geosporum
Lineage: Eukaryota; Fungi; Glomeromycota; Glomeromycetes; Glomerales; Glomeraceae
Source: the annotation of a GenBank genome assembly